Molecule: messenger RNA, 7433 nt
Organism: Pteronotus mesoamericanus
Lineage: Eukaryota; Metazoa; Chordata; Mammalia; Chiroptera; Mormoopidae
Gene: RSBN1L
Product: round spermatid basic protein 1 like
Exons: 8
Coding region: 31-2562 (843 amino acids)
Cellular component (GO): nucleus
Source: RefSeq, a predicted model, not a curated record
AGAGGAGAGUAAAUACAACAGGAGCGCAAAAUGGCGGAGCCGCCGAGCCCAGUGCACGGCGCUGCAGCCGCCCCCACCGUCCCAGAGAAAGAACCGUUCGGCAAGCUGCAGAUCGCUUCCCGGGACCCACCGGGUCCUCUGUCCGCCAAGAAAGUCCGGACUGAGGAGAAGAAAGCGCCGCGGAGACUGAACGGAGAAGGAAGCAGCGGCGGGAACACCAGGCAGCUGCAGUCGCCGGCGGCACCUUCGCCUCAGAGCUAUGGCAGCACCACGUCCUGGAGCUUCGCUGCUCUGUCUCCUGCCCCCUCCCCAUCCCCGGCUCGGAGCAGUUUCUCUUUCUCCGCUGGCACGGCCGUCCCGUCCUCAGUCCCAUCCUCAGCCUCUGCCUCGUCUCAGCCGGUGCCGCGCAAACUGCUGGUCCCUCCUACGCUGUUGCACGCUCAGCCUCACCCUCUCCUGCCGGCCGCCGCCUCCUCGGCCAACGCCAAGCCGCGCAGACCCAAGGAAAAGCGAGAGAAGGAACGGAGGCGGCACGGCCUUGGCGGGGCGGGCGAGGCCGGCGGGGCCGCCCGGGAGGAGAACGGGGAAGUGAAGCUGCUGCCGCGAGAUAAAAUCAAAGACAAAAUUAAAGAGAGAGAUAAAGAAAAAGAGAGAGAGAAAAAGAAGCAUAAAGCAAUGAAUGAGAUCAAGAAAGAAAAUGGAGAAGUCAAGAUUUUGCUGAAAAGUGGGAAGGAGAAACCAAAAACAAAUGUAGAAGACUUACAAAUUAAAAAGGUAAAGAAGAAAAAGAAAAAGAAACAUAAAGAGAAUGAAAAACGGAAGCGUCCAAAAAUGUAUAGCAAAUCUAUUCAAACCAUCUGCUCAGGAUUGCUAUCUGAUGUUGAAGAUCAAGAACCCAAAGGCAUCCUAAAUGAUAACAUAAAGGAUCACAGUGGAAAGAAUUUGGAUACCAAGAACUAUAAUUUCAAAAUUCCAGAGAACAGUGAGUUUCCAUUUGUCUCAUUAAAGGAGCCACGGGUUCAGAAUAACCUCAAAAGGUUAGACACUUUGGAGUUCAAACAGUUCAUUCAUAUUGAGCAUCAGCCUAAUGGAGGUGCGUCAGUUAUCCAUGCCUACAGUAAUGAACUCACCCAUCUGUCUCCUGUGGAGAUGGAGAAGUUUGCAGAAGAGUUUGUGGGUCUAGUAUUCAGUGAAAAUGAAAACUCUGCAGCUUUCUAUGUAAUGGGUAUUGUUCAUGGGGCAGCUGCUUAUUUACCUGACUUUUUAGACUACUUUUCAUUUAAUUUUCCAAAUUCACCAGUGAAAAUGGAGAUUUUGGGAAAGAAGGAUAUAGAGACAACGACUAUGUCCAAUUUUCAUGCUCAGGUAAAAAGAACAUAUUCUCAUGGUACUUACAGAGCUGGCCCAAUGCGACAGAUUAGCUUGGUGGGAGCAGUUGAUGAAGAAGUGGGAGAUUACUUCCCUGAGUUCCUUGACAUGUUGGAAGAUUCACCGUUUUUAAAGUGUACACUGCCAUGGGGGACACUAUCUAGUCUAAAAUUAGAGAGUCGAAAAGAUAGCGAUGAUGGUCCCAUCAUGUGGGUACGUCCAGGAGAGCAAAUGAUCCCUGUGGCUGAUAUGCCAAAGUCACCUUUCAAAAGGAAAAGAACUACCAAUGAAAUAAAAAACCUGCAAUACCUACCUCGAACUAGUGAACCCCGUGAGAUGCUCUUUGAAGACAGGACAAGAGCUCAUGCAGAUCAUAUAGGACAAGGUUUUGAACGACAGACUACAGCUGCUGUUGGAGUGUUGAAGGCUGUGCACUGUGGAGAGUGGCUUAAUCAACCCCGAAUAACCAAAGAUGUCAUUUGUUUUCAUGCUGAAGAUUUCUUAGAAGUAGUUCAACGAAUGCAGUUAGAUUUACAUGAACCUCCACUGUCCCAGUGUGUCCAGUGGGUUGAUGAUGCAAAACUUAAUCAAUUGAGGAGGGAAGGCAUUCGCUAUGCCAGGAUUCAGCUGUAUGAUAAUGACAUUUAUUUUAUUCCAAGGAAUGUUGUUCAUCAGUUUAAGACAGUUUCAGCUGUAUGCAGUUUAGCAUGGCAUGUUCGGCUCAAGUUAUAUCACUCAGAGGAAGACACUGCUCAGAAUACAGCUACUCAUGAAACAGGCAAAUCACCAGAUUCCACAUCAUCAAUUCCUGGAUCUCACACUGACAAUAUGAUUUGUGCUGUAAGCAAAACCUCUUUGGAGUCUAUUUUUUCAGACAAACUUCAUUCUAAAUAUGAAGUACAGCAGAUUAAACAUGAACCUAUUGCAUCUGUAGGAAUCAAUGAAGAAUCUGUGAAUGUUUAUGUUUCUGAAAAGACCAGAGCACCGAAUAAUAUGGAUGGCAAGAAUGUUAAAGCAAAAUUGGAUCAUGUUCAAUUUACAGAAUUUAAGAUUGGCCUGGACUCCAAAUUUGAAAAUAGCAACAAAGAUUCAAAGGAGGAAUUGUGCUUAAGUCUAGUUGAUACAAGGCAACAUAGUUCAACACAUUCAAAUCAAGAUAGAAAAGAUGAUGCUAAUUAUGUACAUACCAUUUAAAAUCCUUUUAUAAAAAAAAACAAAAACUUAAUAAUGUAAUAAAGAUUCAUGAAUUAUGAAAGCAAGCCAAGGACUUGCUCCUAAGUCUGUUACAAAAUAUAGUCUAUGUAGCUUUGUAACAUUCCUCAGUGCCUGUCCAUAACUGUGAAGUAUCAAAGCACUUAGGGCCAGAUGCACUGUAAACAUUGCAGGUUUAAAGAAAUGGAGUCUUUAAAAAGUUAUUUGAGUUUGAGUUGUAGGUUUUAGGAUAGAGCUGACAUUAACAUAUAUAUAUUUUGUAAUAUGAGCCAGAAUUCUUUUUCGACAAUUUAAAGCUUUUCCAUAGAGCUUAUUUAUACCAAUUUUUUUUUCCAUUUAAAUGUGUCAGCACUGUAGUGUAAAUAGCUUUAAAAAAAUUUUUUUAGUGUGAUUUAUACUGAAAUGUGAGCCACUUAAUAAAGGUUCAUAAUAAGUUUUCUGUUGGGUAUGCAAAAAAAAAAAAAAAAAAAAACCCCUGAAAAUUCAGUUAAAUCAUGUAUUUGAUCUCGUGUCUGCUGUUGUAUCCAAUUAGAGUGGUAAAGGAGUGCAAAUGUACAUAAUUCAAAUCUAGUGAAUAUUUAAAUUCCCCACAUUGUGCAAGCAUUUUUAAAACUAAGAUUCAGUUAUGAAAGCAUAUUUAUAUAUGUGUGUAUGUAUGGGAAUAUAUAUGUAUAUCUUAUUUUACAUAACUUCUUGAAUUGCUGAAUAAGAUGAAUAUGUGAAACUUCCUAGCCCUACUCCCUGGAAUACAUUUUAAAAUAUUUAUAAUCAAUAUUAAGAAAGCAGUUUAGGUAAUAGAAAUAAUUUUUGUAAAGUUGGGCAAAAAAAGGUCUGUUAGUGAUAUUUAACCCUUUUAAUUAAUGAAGUUUUGUGGCCAGAUUACAUAGCCCUAGUAACAUCAAUUUUCUUUUUAGUGUACGGAGUGAUAGGAAGUUGAGAAAAUUUUCUUAUUAGUAGGCACUUUUGUUAUACUUAAUAGUAGCUGAGUAAAAAAUAUUUACAUAAAGUUUAACUGUGAGCAGUUAAAAUCCUUAUAGAUUUUUCUUGCAGAACAGGAAGAAAAUAUGACAAAUAUAAAAUCUUAAAAUAAGGGCAAUGACUCAUACAGAGAUGUAGCUAACAAAAUAAGAUGUGUUAUCUCUUCUUUCUAAGAAUCCCUCUCUGCCUACCCUAGCAAGGUAAAUAAGAAGAGUACAGCUGACCCUCAAACGAUGUGGGUUUGAAUUGCACGUCAAGUGAAAAAAUCUGUGUGUAAGGGGACCCACACAGUUCACUUGUUCAAGGGUCAACUCUAUUUCUUUUUCAAAAGAAGAUCUACAAAGUAAAAUUAGGGUAGGAAACAGGAUUGCCAGUGCCUCGCUAAAGAAAAACAGAUGUCUUCAGUGAUGGACUUGAGCACUAUUUCAGCUGCUUCCACUACUGUAAUUAAAAGUCAAACAAAUGUCUUUAAUGUAUUCCUUGAUAUAAGGAACUCUGCUCAUUGCAAAUAUUUUUUUAUUUGUAUUUGUUAUUUUUCUGAGCUUAUACUUUGGUUGAUGACUUUCAACUGGGAUUCUUUGUGCUGCCCUUUGAACUAGAGUUGCUAUUUCCAUUUCAGUAGUUUCUGCUCUAGCCUCAUUUGUGGAUCCAUAAAACUGUUUAUCUUUCUGGUAAGGAAGAAGCCACUUAAGGAAGAGGCAUUUCAUCAGAAAAAAUAAAGUGUAGUAAUGAUGUAAUUUCUGUUCCCCAGUUUAAAAAGUAUAGGCACCUAUUGGAAAUCUCAGUGGUUUGUAGGAAGUCAGUAUAUUUGCAUAGGAAUUUUCAUGGAAUAAGGAAGGUAUAAAUCAUGACAAUGUAUAUAGGGAUUUCUUUUAUAUCUGUCUUACCCUACUGCUCACUUUUUAUCUUCUCUUUAAAGGUCAAUUUAUGUAUUUGCACCUACCAUUUCAUAAGUUCAUAACAAACCAGUAUUGAGAAAUAGUAGGGGAUGUUUUCCUGGUUUUCUUCUUUUAAUUGAAGCGUAAUAUAUUUAAUAAGAUCUUAGUUCCAAUUUUCAAGUAGCAUACACAUAGAUACCUAAGAUCAUACUGUUAUAAAAUGUAUUUAGAGUAUCCCUCCAAAACAUAUGAGCCUUAACUUUUAAAGAUAUAUCUAAUACAAUAAUAGUUACUUUUAGUUAUUGUUUCCUGUAUAGCCUAGAGUCAAACUUCUCCAUCUUUUGGAAAUUCGUUUUGUCAAAUACAUACAUCCCUGUGGAUGUCAGUAUAAAUCAGUGGGUUCAGAUUUCAAGAUAAAGCCUUGUCUCCUUGGAUAAUGCUUAAUGUUUCUUGUUUUACGGGUUAUAAUUUUAAUCUCUUCAGAUGCAGUCUGAGAACUUCUUGGCUACCUUUGUUACACACAAAUAAUUUGUUCCAAUAUUGCAUUAUGUUGAUGGUUUCCUACGUAGUACAUUCUAGUUCUUCAUCUGAACAUACUUUUUUUGCUGUUAUUUCCGAUUUCUUGGGCCAGAACAAUCAAGCACUUAAAUAUACAAUUUCUAUGUGAUCUUAUACUAUAUAGAGUUAUUACAUAAAUUAUUAAAUUGAUACAGACCUUUACAAAAAAAAAAAAAAAAAAACAAGGUACCUCCUUGGUGUCUGAUAGUAUUUUUUUAAUUACUUUUGUUCAUACCUUUGACUAUCUAAGUGAUACAUAUUCCAUACUCAGGUUAGCUGGUUAGGUAGCAAAAUAAUUAAACAUUUGUGAUAGUUGAAAACUUUACAAAAGCCAUAUUCAUUACCUUCCUUGUCCCUAAGGUUGUUGACCUUCAAUAAAGAUUAGGUUAAUCUAGCACAACAUUCUGUGUAUGUGUGCAUGUGUGUAAGAUUACUGGAAGUAAUGUUUGUUUCCACAUCUAUUCAUUUUUAAUCCAUUCUAUAACUUUGGGGAUGGGGGUCUUGAAAGGGAGGAAAGGUUUUAUUUCUUGGACUAAGUCUUCAAGGUAUAUCAUUAGUGUUCCUGAAUGUAAAAGUUUUUUUUCCUUAAACAGUUAUGGCACGUAAGAUCAUUUUGUAAAUAAUAGAUUAGCACUAUUUUGGUAAGUUGCAUUCACUUAUUUUUUUUGGACAAGUUCAUUGUCAUAUAAAGCAAGUAUCUCAAAAUUCAUUUUACAUUUAGCAAAGGUGCAAGAUUGCUUUUGGAGUUUGAGAGGAAUUUUCCUUGUCAUCCGCCUUUCAAUAAAUGCUAAAAUUGAUAACCAUAAUCUUUCCCCCUUUGUUUUGUAAUUUUUUACAUUUGACAUUUCAUCUCAUCUUUAAAAGUUCUUGCUUUUCUGUCUUCAACAGAAGCCAUAGGGUCUUAAAAGUGAUUCCAAUAUGAAAGUCUUUUUCCUCUUAACUGAAUAUCAAAAGUUGACUUAUGCAACAGAAAAUAUCAAGGAUUACCUUAAACAAGUUUGUUAAACCAAUUAGGUAUGGGUGCUGGGAUGGUAUGAUAAAUUACCUCCCUUCCUUCUAGACAUGACUUUAAAUCUCAGGAGAGGACAAAAAUCCCAUUGUUUUGAAAAUAUUUUUAAGCUGGUACAAGUGACAGGAAGGAUUUUAGGUCUUCAGAGUGAUGGUUUUUAUGUAAUCUUUCUUCCACCUGAUAUAAUUACAGUCAUAGUUGGUACUCAUGGGGUUCAGAACUCGUUGAACUCUGUACUUCUAGCAUUUUGACAAGAAGAAAAUGUUUCAGCAUUCAGCGUUGCCCGGGACUUGUUGCAAUUACUAGAACUUGUGUGAGUCACAAUGCACCCCACAAGAGAAAAAUGCUUCAUCACUCAUUGCUUGUUCAGUACUCAUUGGUUUUAGGACUCGUUAGGAGUUCUGAAACGAAUUAACGAUUAGUACCAAGGUAUCCACUGUACUUUGAUGUGUCAACAAAAUUUUAGUGGUUUUAGAAUGUGUUGCCUGUUUCAUGAAAGAGUUAUAUUUGUUAUGUUUGGCAGUGGCAGUAUAACUCAGUUAAUUAAGAGGACAACUCAGGAGAGGUAUAAAAUCCUAUAUCUCUGCCCCGGCUCUUCAGUUCUUCCUGUAAUCCACUGCAUAUUGCAGAUGGAAACGAUCACUGUUUAGAAUAUCAAGCACAAGGAAGAUAAAAGCAAGAUCUUUCCUGUUUAAGUUUAUAAACAUUGUGUAUUACAUCUAUUGAGAGAGUAGGGAAUUGAGAGGAAGACAUCUGUCAUUACAGCUUAUUUCCCCUUCCAGGACUUAGACUCAAUCAGAGAAUGUAAAUGAGCGGAGGAUAAAAUGUGGGUAAACAGAGUUUAUAUUAAGUAGAAAUAAAAAAUAAAAUGUACUAAUUGAAUGUUUUAUUACUAUUAUCUGCCUUCCAAGAAAUGUUAAAAUAUGAGACAUUUUAAACAUUUUGAAAUUUAGAAUUUGUGCAUCCUUGUUUCUAAUAUGUCUUUACACUUUUCUAUAAAGACCAUUGCUGUUGUACUACCUUAGACUACAAGUGUUCAUAUUCAGAGUCAAAUCAAUCUAGUUGAAAAUAUUUUGAGUAAUACAGCAUUCAUAGUUUCAUUUGGACAGUUUGAUCCCCACCUCAAGUCUCUUCUUUCCCUGGAAUUUUUUGUUUUUAACUGAGCCAGAUGGAAAAAUCUCAGGUGUGUCUUCUUUUCAAAGAAACCCCUCUCUUGUUUAUGUUCCUGGUUCCAUCUCUAUUCCUGAUUGACCAAGUUUUUGAAAAAUCUCUGCCUGCCUUCACUUCCUCAUCAAACUACAAUUUCACUUUAAUUCUCAAAUUUAAUCACUAAGCUGAAACAUUUCUCUCAAAGGCCACCAUUUGCCAAAUCCAGUGGCUGCAUUUCUUAAUCCUUCUGUUUAACCUUUGUGGUAUUCUCAAUAAUUUAC